Messenger RNA from Staurois parvus, 342 nucleotides. NCBI's taxonomy places the organism in Eukaryota, Metazoa, Chordata, Amphibia, Anura, Ranidae. The record is from the annotation of a GenBank genome assembly.
CAGUUAGACGGCAUUAGGGCAGUGGACAGUGUCAGUAGGGCAGUAGACGAUGUCAUUAGGGCAGUGGACAGUGUCAGUAGGGCAGUAGACGAUGUCAUUAGGGCAGUGGACAGUGUCAGUAGGGCAGUAGAUGAUGUCAUUAGGGCAGUGGACAGGGUCAGUAGGGCAGUAGAUGAUGUAAUUAGGGCAGUGGACAGUGUCAGUAGGGCAGUAGAUGAUGUAAUUAGGGCAGAGGACAGUUUCAGUAUUAGAACACUAAGGAGACAUCCAGUGCAGGUGAACACACACUGGACUGAAACAUGGAAGUGUGAACAGAUAAGAAAAUGGUUAUAUUUGGGUAUG